AAGCGCACCACGUUUAGUUGCGUAGUUGAUUGUGUUUUCGCGCGUUCUAAGGAACAAUCGUGUUUCCAGCGCGCGAAUGAUUUACAUACUGAACCGUUGGCCGGAUCUGUGCCGCCGUUCGGGAGCAGUUGCCCCUUCGGUCUGAGAACGCAUGUUGUUUAUAUUUUUGUUAUGAAUGAGAUAAUUGGAUUAGUUGUUCGGUGUCCCGUAUUGCUGCUGUUUCAAUCCAUUCGAUGGCCAUCGUUCACGGUCGGUUAUGUCCGGAUGUCCUGACGGUGCCAAAGACCAUUCGCGUAUGCCAGCUGCGGCCAGUAGAGUUCGAGACGUACGACUGGAUAGUUUUGGUUCCAAGCAUUUAGAAAUACAAUUCUCGUUGUAAUUGUGCGCCGGGCAAAGCGAAAAAUGGUUUCCAAUUAAUGCACUACGUGCGUUGCGUAACUAGUUUUGCGUGAAAUCCAACAUUGCCCAUGAGCGUUGCAGUGAUUCGCUUUCGAUUGCAUUGUGAUUCCUGUUUGCCGACCAGGCGGUUUAGCUCGAAUCCGUCAGAUGAUCAGCGAAGCGUGUGUGGUGAUUGUCAAUGCAAGUGCUGGAUAUUCCCGAAAGGGCCUCGCUCUAGAACUUGCCUUCGAUCGAUCGAUAUCGAGGUAGCCAACAAAACAGUGCGAAAAGGGUAGACCGUCGCGACGCAGAGCUUUAAUUGAAUAAUCGAGUUCGGUCUGGUCGGGUAUCUACAGUGGAAGUUGUCGGAGGAGCGCAAAAAUGGACGCCAACAGUGAACCCUUGGAGGAAGAAAGCGAGAAAAUCGAGUCUGAAGAACCAUUUGACCUAGAUGAACUGCUACCGGCGAUAGGAGAAUUCGGAAGGUACCAAAAACUGCUACUAUGGCUAAUAUGUCUUCCGGCCUGCAUUCCUUGUGGGUUCUGUGCCUUCAAUCAGCUGUUUAUGACGGACGUUCCCGGCGACUAUUGGUGCGUAAUACCGGAGCUUCAAAAUUUCAGCGUAGAGGAGAGAAGGCAGUACGGCAUUCCAGUGGUUGAGAGCGAUGGAGUUGAAGAGUUCAGCAAGUGCACUCGGUACGCAGUGGAUUGGAAAGAUAUUCUGUCUAACACCGAUGCGGAGUCGGUUUUCCCCAACAGUUCGUGGCCAGUGGAACAGUGCCGUGAUGGAUGGGAAUACAACACCACCGAGGUGAAAUCAUCGAUUGUGAUUGAUUUCGAUUUGGUCUGCGAGUACGAUAUCUAUCCUACGCUAGGGUUGGUGGCUCUGAACACGGGGGGCCCGGUCGGGGUGUACCUAUUCGGUAUGCUGAACGAUCGCGCCGGUCGUAGAACGUCGUACUUUUCCUGCCUGGCAACACUGCUACUGGGUAGUUUCAUCACGGCCGCCAGCUCCGAUUUUCGCAUGUGGGCCUUUAGUCGUGUCAUCGUGGGACUGACGAUUCCCGCCGUGUACCAAAUUCCGUUCAUCAUAGCACUGGAACUGGUGGGACCCAAUUAUCGGUCGUUCGUUACUGUUAUGACGUGCACGUUCUACACCUUCGGGUUGAUGAUGUUGGCCGGUGUGACUUAUCUGGUCCGAGAUUGGGUCGAACUGACGCUGUACACAUCGGUACCAUUUUUGCUGUAUUUUCUCUAUUUGAUUAUAAUGCCCGAAUCACCGCGGUGGCUGUUAAUGAAGGGUAAACUGGAAGAGGCCUUGAAAAUUCUCGAGCAGAUGGCGAAAGUUAACGGUAAGAAGUUUCCCACUGCAUUCAAAAACAAACUGCAGGAACGAGUUCUGGCGGAAAAAAGUCGUACAGUAAAGAAGGAGGAGGUAUCAAUCGGUGCGUUCGACCUCUGUCGGACACCCAAUAUGAGACUGAAAACUAUUCUAAUCACCCUGAACUGGUUCGUCAACGAAACCGUGUAUCUUGGGUUGAGCUACUAUGGCCCAUCCUUGGGGGAAAAUCAGUACCUUAGCUUUUUCCUCUCGUCACUGGUGGAAAUUCCCAGCUACGUGAUAUGCUGGAUUGCUAUGGAUCGCUGGGGCCGACGGUGGCCAAUGUGUAUGCUGAUGAUCUUGGGCGGGAUUAGUUGCGUUGCAACCGUUGUCCUGCCCGAAGAUGCGGUGACGGAAACGUUGAUACUUUACCUGCUGUCGAAGGCAGCUCUGUCGGCUUCGUUUCUUAUCAUUUAUCCCUUUGCCGGAGAGCUGUAUCCCACACAGGUACGAGGAGUAGGCAUCGGCACCUCCAGUUAUAUUGGAGGCCUAGGUCUGAUAGUGAUUCCGUUCAUUACGUAUUUGGGCAAAGAAAACCUGAUUCUUCCACUAGUUAUCAUGGGUUGCAUAUCGGUGGCCGGUGGGUUCACAGGCCUUCGUCUGCCGGAGACCCUCCAUCAUCGUUUGCCCCAGACGCUGGAGGAUGGCGAACAGUUUGGUAAAGAUUGGACCUUUGACGAUUGUUUUCGAUGUGUUCCGGCCAGGAAAUCCCCUGCCACCUCUUACGAAAGUCUGGCUCAUCAGCCGCCUGAUUCGGCGCUAGAGCUAAGCGCUGGAAUACCCAUCAAUGUUAGUUUGCAUGAGCCGGAUGCAUCCACCGAAAAAACUCCUCUGGAAGUGUCACGUAUGCGCAGGCAAACCAUGAAGAGGCUGGCACGUCAGGCUAGCACUAUGGAUACACAGAAAACUGCUGAUGGUGCCAUGCAAUUGACUUACUGGUUCUAAUUAAGUGCCACUAAUCUUAUCUACCAACCGAAUGUAAACAAAAUUGAGUAUUUUCCGCGGGUGGAAAAUUUUUGAGACUUGGCAUAUACUUUUCCAAACGCGUUGUAGCACGCAAACCUAGGAUUAUAGACAGACUGUCUGAGAAAGAGUUGUAGAAAGUUAGUAAUGCUUUGUAAAAAAAUAUUCUAAACAAUUGUUUUUCCGAAACAGUGUUUUUUCGGAAGAUAAAAGUUUAUAAUGGAUAAGGUUGGCGAAGAAUCUAAUGAAACUUGGUGGGUGUGUAGGCCUUACUGAACUUAGCAACUUUGUAAACUUCAUUUUCCAAAAAUUCAUCUAAACUACCACUUGAAAAGGGCUAAAAAUUAUUUUAAUGAAUUAUAUACCUGAUUAAAGACAGAAGAAAGAGAAAAAUUGUCGAAGUUUAGAAAAUCAUAAAAUUGUCUGAAUCAAAAAAUCAGAUCCUACAAUGAAGCAAAUUGAUUUUGAAAACAAAAAGUGAUCAAAAAGCAAUGAACGGGCGACUCAGAAAUUUUUCGAAUUGGGUUUUUUAGAUAGACAAUUUAAUUGCGUGAAACUAAUUCUGCAUAAAUCAGAAUUGGCACCCUCAAGAAAAGAAAGUUUGUACAAUACAAGAAUUGCUCAUGUACUGUAUUUUUCACGUUUGCGCUACUUAACGUCCAUGCGUCUCAUCAACUAAGUUAGAGAAAAAUUGUCAAUGGAUGACUUUUAGUAAAUGGAACACCUGAAAAAAUGUCCAAUGGCAAGAGAUGGCGCUUUUCCAGUGGUAGUAAAUGAGCAAUUGCACAAAAAAACGGGCAACCAAUUAAUCGACCAUUUUUUGUUUGGCUGAAACUUUACAUAGGCAAAAGAUGCCAUUUUGUGCUAUUGGUUUAAUGUUUUAGAACACGACUCAUUUUUGAGAAGCUAUUGAAAAAUGCUGUUUUGGAAGGUAUUGAUGAUUACAAAUAUUUUUAGGGCCAAAACGGUUUAUUUGAUCGGGGACGUCUUCGGCAAAGUUGUAAAUAAUAGUUUUGUCAUUCCGAAAAAACAUACACUCUAAAAAGCUCAUUUUUUAAAAAUCUAAUGUUUUUUUUUAAUAAAAACUACAACAGAUUACCUAAACAAUGCAAUUUUUUUUUCGAGAGACAUUAUUUUUGGAAGGAUAAAAUUAAUAUGUAUCUACAACUUUGCCGAAGACACUAUGCCAAUCAUUCAAACCGUUUUGGCUGUAGAAAUGUUUUUAAUUUCCAAUAAAGCACUCUAUGAAAAAAUUAAACUAUUUUUACAGCCAAAACGGCUUGUUUGAUUGGCAUAGCAUCAAAAAUAAUAUCGUUUGCCUAUAGAAACGUCUAUGUAAUGUUGCCAAAUCAAAAAUGACAAUUUGAAAAAAAAAAUUAAACUGGGACAUAUAUUGUGCAACUGUUCAAAUCGGAAAUUCUCCGAGUGUUUUGCUCAUUGACCAAGAAUACAACUAUCAAAUACCUUCUAUACAUCUUAUUCUAACUUUCUAGUAUUUAGUUUCACUAAACGCAAUCUAUUUUUAUAAAAAAAACAUAUUUUUUCUAUAUAACUCCAUUGUCUUUCACUACCAUUCGUCCAUGAGCUCGUGAUGUUGAUUUUGACAACAGCUCAAUAUUAGGACGAGAGCCGUGCAGUUGGAUUAGGGUGGAUCAAUGUUGCAAAAAGUAAGAUUUCUCAUACAUAUCUUCAUAAAUAUUUGAAAUGCAAUGCGCCAAGUGGAGUCACCAGUAAUCGACUUGAUAAGUUUAGGAUUUUUGAGGCCUCGAAUGGAACCAAUGAAAUUUUGUUCUGGCUCUUUGCUAUCAACUUUUAACAUUGCUAUGUGACGAUGAACCACUUUAUCACUCAUAGCCAAGCAACGACAUCUAGUGCAGAUGUAAACAUAAAAAUCGAUAGUCUCUACAAUUCUUUAAUGGAUGGCAAUACACAAACAGUUGCGCUCACUGGUGUGCUUAAUUAGCAAAAAUUAGCAGCGGGGUCCCAUUGCCUGAAAUUUUAUUUAAAAUAAUAAAAAAAAAAUUUGAUUUUAUUUAAAAUAAUAAUAAAAAAAAAUAAUAAAAAAAAACUACGCUGAAAAAUUGGUUUUAAAAACGAGAAAAGGCAGCGUACGCCUAAAAGUGGUUUCACGUACGUCGUUGUUUCUCCCAAGUAAAACAAGGUGUCUAGUAUCAGCAGUUUAUUCUGACGCAAGAAUAUCGAGAAAAUAUAUCAUUUUAGACAACGCAACUGACUGACUGCUUCGAAUGUCUUUCUGUUUGUGCGAAUGGAAUUUUGUGACUAUACCUGGUUCUGGAGAGGAAGUUUCAGCACGAAUGAGCUGAAAUUUUCAUGGGGACUUUUUUCGAGAAGACAAAGCUUCUGAUACCUAUCGCUAAGCGUAAUUCGAAAAGUCGAGUUCCAUUGGCACCCUGUUGGUUGUUAUAUGAUAAACAACAUUUCGAACGUUAUUCAUUUACACAGCACGUGCGUUGCACGGUAAGCGGUAUCACUAAAGAUAGCAACACAAAAACACUUCAUCAACGCAACUCGUAUUAAGAGUAAGUGGUGUGAGCGCGCGAAACCACUUUUCUUCUAAUCCCGUUUUGUUUCAUGAUAGUCAUUGAUUUAGGGCACUCUCUCUUCAAUAUUCUCAAAAUUCACCCCUCCCCCACAAGACAGAAAUUCUGGCUACGCCACUGGAUAAACAAUUUUGUUGCCUGAAACUCUUCAGAACAUUUUAACCUAUUUCCCGUGGGUAUGUCAUAUGGCAUCACCUGACAUUUAAACUUUGAUUAAAGUUUAACAAUUAUACUUGAGAUGUUGAACGAUGAAACUGUUUAACACGGUUCGAAAAUAGAGGGAUCUUUUAUGUCAUGUUUUAUGUCACGUUGAAAAUGUUUUAAAAGUUUUUGAUGAAAACUCAGGCCGUGUCCAGUUUCCAGGCAGUCAUACCUUGACAACUUUUCUCUGUAUGUAUGGGUCAUUCCAUCUCAUGUGCGCAAAAAAAAAAUACAACCGUGUCAAUGACCUUUUCACAUUUGGCUUAAAGUUUGAGGAAUUGUUCAUAUAAGGCAUUAUGCAAAAAUCCCAAUUUUAGUGCCGAUCGGUCCACUUCCUAUUCCCGUGCGACCAUUCCAUUUUUGGACAAAACCUUGUUUUUCUCAAUUAUGGCUACAAAAGCAUGCCGUUUAGAAAUACUUAGUUUAUUUCCAUGGUUUUUGAAGAAAAUUAGAUAAGGGUUCCAAAAAAUUAUCAAGUCUAAAUGGCAGUGUUGCCAGAUAGGUUGUUGCUUGCAUUUGAAAAAAGGAAUUGCAUUUUUCGGCAGAUGAAUGUGCUUUAAUUUCAAAUUAAAUAUUUUCAUCGUGUUCCUGAGAAAAUUUAACAUGAAAAACACUGCUAUCGUCCCGAGGUAUUAUGAGCGAAACUCGAGUUACAGCAUUUUCAACAAUUGAAUUCAAAUUUUCUCUGAUUUGCUUUCAUAUUUUGCUAAUAUUUUUGGAACGUUUUUGAUUAUUGCCAUUCUAAAUGACGCAACUUAACUGGCAGUGUUGCCAGAUGUUAUUUUUACAGUUGAAAGAUCAUAUUGCAUUUUUUGGCAAAUGAGUAUCGUUUGAUUUUAGACUUGAAAAUUGCAUCGUAUUUCUAAGAACAUUUUACACAUAAAAUACUUGUCACACAGAGGUACAGCAUUCUUAACCCUCUAGUGUCAAAUUACUUUUCAGACAAACUUCGAAAAAAACACUAUGAAGCUUUAUAAAAAAUUUUUAAGUUCUUAUUGAAGCUUUUUAGAGGUUCAACUGAGGACCGUCUAAAGGCGGCACUGGGCACUAGAGGGUUAAGAAAAUUCAAUUUUUUAUUUUAAUUCGAAAUUUUUAAUUUCACAUAAAAACAAAAAAAAGUACAUUUGUUUGUUGGCGCUACGAGACUUCGGUGAUGGUUUCUCAGUUUUUUUUCUUUUGUGUGUGCUGCUUCGAUAGCACUUUGUGGAUGGACUUCGCUGUUGAACUGAAACCCGUUUUCAUAGAUAUAGAGCCUAAAUCAGAAGUAUUUACAGCAUGCUUAGAUCGGAUACCUGGGAUUGAUGCCGAGAAAUGAAAUUUAAUGUUCCAACUGUAAAAAUAACAUAUCUGGUAACGCUGCCGGCCAAAAUUUUUUAGUUUCUUGACUAAUUUCAUUCAAAUUGUGUCAGUCAGAAUGUCCAUAAUCAAAACAGCUCCAUUUUUAUUAUUAGCAAAAUAAUAAUAGAAAUUAUAAGCGAAUCAGAGAGAAUUUUAAGUUGAUUCUUAAAAAUGCUGUUACUUGAGUUUUGCUCAUAAUACAUCGGGGCGAUAAGUGUAUAGACGCUGCAUUGGAAUCUACAAAUUUGUUAUUUUUUUAUGAACCGUCGCAAUCUGCGUUAGCCAUGUGCUAUUGUAAUGCCUGCACUGUAAUUUGUAAUAUUUUGUCUCAAAAUAUGUCAAACAGAAUGUUGAAAAACUUCUCCGAAGAAGAUUUUUGCCGUUUUUUUCAUAUUGGUCCAACUGUGCGGCUUCAACAUCAAACAUCAAAUAAGCGGUCCGAUCAGUCCUAGAACGAAUCCUCAAACUGCGGAUUAAAGGCCGUUCCUUCUGUAGAAACCUAUAUUGGCACGUAGGAGAAUCGCCCAGAAUUGCAUUAAGGACUUACCUAUGCGAUCGAUCACUGACGACUGACUGGAGUACGGCGAUACGAACCUGGUGAAUCUAGACGACGCUGACGAAGCCAACACGAUCACUAAUGGCUCGUGUGGAUUCGUUAUCCAUCCGUAGCACCGUGGAAGAGUGUGUUGCGACUUACGAGAUGCAUGACUCAGGGCUGGAAAUAGAGCAAUACGGUAUAUUGUCCCAGGGGUGUACUCAACCCCCACACCUUCAACAUUAGUAUUGAUAACGUGCAUAGCCCACACCUCGGAAGUACCGAUUAUGACAAAUACGAUUUUUUUUUUUUUGAGAGUGAGUACGAUCGCUGCCUGAACUAUGAUCGGGGAGGAGUAUAGACCGGGGAUUGGACGGUUCAGUCUCACCAACUGAUGAAUGAAAAUGGGCUCAAACUAAUCGACUUUGCCACCUCCAAAAAUAUGGCCAAACGUAGCUCCUUCUUCCAACAUAGCCUCCACCAUAGAUUCACCUGAAGAUCACCAAACGGAACAAAAACACAAAUCGACCGCGUUUUAAUAGAUGGUUGGCACUUCUUGGACAUAAUCGAUGUCAGAGCACAUUGAGACCAUCGAUUCGGACCACUACCUAGUGAUGGUUAAGAAACUAUCCGUUUUAAAUAAGAUACGGCACCGUCGCCCGCCACGGUAAAUUCUCUCACGACUGAAGCAACACGUCGACCGAAGAGGGUGAGCCUGAAGUAGCUUCUCUAGAGCUACCAGCAGUGCUGCGGAAGAAGUCCUGGAACCCUUGCAACCGCAUCUACGUAACAAUUGGUUUGAUGAAGAAUGCCGGCAGAUAUUGCAGAUACCCGCAGAGACUUUGUCUCACGACCCGAAUUGUGCAGGGAUGAGGAGGGAGGCAUUCUGACGGUUGAUCGUGAGGUGAUCGAAAGAUGGAAGUAGCACUACGAUGGACACCUGAAUGGCGUUUCAUGGAAGGUUUCAUGGAAACUGACAUGACUGAUUAAGGCUACAAUGGAGGAUGUGGUGGAUUUCGGGUGGAACGUUUGACUCCCUAGAGUCCCACAGGGAGUUUCCACAAGGGAAAAACUCCUGCCUAAUGUGGACAAUGUUCGAGGAGGACCUGCGAGUGUUCGGAGUUUUAGGACGUCGGGUGCUAAGAACCAUCUUUGGCGGUGUGCAGGAGUUUGGAGUUAUGGGAUGAACCACGAAUUGCGCGCCUCUUCGGCGAUCCCAGUAUUCAGAAAGUGGCUAAAGCUGGAAGGGUACGCAGGCUAGGGCAUGCAGCAAGAAUACCAAAUAACUACCUUGAAAAAUUGGUGGUCGUUUCAAAUCCUGUAGGAAUAAGAAGCAAAAAGCGAGAUGGGUGGAUCAGAGCACCGAGUGCCCGCGGAAUUGGUGGAGGCAGGCAGUCAUGGACCGAGUAAAUUGACGAAACUACGUUAUGCUAAGGCGUACGUAAGUAAGCCAUUGACCCCAAUCGACGAUAAGCGGUUUAGUAAAAUGGUACCCAACACUGUUUGAAAGAAAGGUGAUACGGAAGUACGGAUCCUGGAGCGAUUCAAUAAAAAACACACAAUUUAACAGUAAAGAAAUACGUAUAUGUAUAUUUCGGUUUCUCUGAUUUCCAUAUGCUCAUAAUGUGCUUUGACAACAUUUAUGUUUUUUAAAAUUCAAGGUUGUUCAUGUACUUUAAUAUAUCUUAUUUGAGAAUUUUCACGAUUGUAGUUUGUCAUGUUUCUUAGAUUCACGCUUGGGAUGUUUAAGGUACUAACGAGUUGUAACGUAUUCUAACUUGUCUAGAGCUCUUGGGGGGGUAGGGAGGAGGAGAUUCUCUAGCGUGUAUGCGCAUUCAAUGUUUUUUACCUAUCUAUCGAACACGGAUUUUUUGGAUGAUAAACUAUACACAAAAAUAAAACUUAUCAAUUACAUCAUGUAACAUAGUUUGUUCGUAUCCAUCCGAGCGGGACCCGUUCGGAAUCUAGCCGCCGCAAACGUGACGCGACUAACAUUUGUUGUCUAGGCAAUUUUAGGAUAUGUUUGUCAGAUAGUUUAAGUACUCAUGCAUUGAUCACUAAGUAGGAUAAGUUCGCUUCAGCGAAUCGGGGUGGCAGGAAGAUUCAACAGAAAAUCAGCGGCAUUUAACAUAGACUCUCGCUUUUCGUCUGCUUUUGUACUGAUAUUACACGAAAAAGUGAUCAUUUUCGUCAACUUAGUGCUAGCAUACAAAUUAAGAAACGAAACAAAACGCAGUCAUGUUUAAGAUGUUCGACAACAAGAAGCAAAAGUGAACUAUAUAUUUCACAACAUGCAACUAGUUUUCCUUAGUAAAUUGUUACGAAAAUGCACCGAAUGGUUUCGCGGUUUAUCAAUCAUAAAAAAUAGAGUUAGUCUUUUUCGAAAGAUGGGACGGAGAUCGAUUGGUUUUUUGGUUAAACAUUUCUAUUUUUUUUUUUAUUUAACAUCGAAAUAUUCAUUGUGUAGUUUAAUUAGAAGUACUAGGAAAUUUUCCUACUCAAAAGUUGUCUUUUUCAAGCGCUGGUUUCUCAAUCUGCUUGCGUUUUAGUAUAGGUAUAUAUGUUUGUUGUUGUUAUCAUAAAUUCGAUUGGCAAUUCUGUGAUAGAUAAACAUGUAUUUUCGUUAGAAAUAUCGUAAGUAGGAAACUGGAGUUGUUAUCAAUUUAGCAUAGAAAUGUUAUCACAAAUUUACAUACGAACAAAUUUGGAUGUAAAAUAGCAUACGAUUGUUUUUAGAAAUAAACAUGUCAAUAUGUUGAAA
Messenger RNA from Wyeomyia smithii (pitcher-plant mosquito), 10117 nucleotides. Its product is annotated as carcinine transporter. The record is from RefSeq and is a predicted model, not a curated record. The coding region runs from base 760 to 2703 and encodes 647 amino acids. Lineage: Eukaryota; Metazoa; Arthropoda; Insecta; Diptera; Culicidae. Gene Ontology annotation, molecular function: transmembrane transporter activity. Gene Ontology annotation, cellular component: membrane. The transcript is spliced from 6 exons. Gene Ontology annotation, biological process: transmembrane transport.